Messenger RNA from Monoraphidium neglectum, 252 nucleotides. RefSeq lists its product as hypothetical. The coding region runs from base 1 to 252 and encodes 83 amino acids. The record is from RefSeq and is a predicted model, not a curated record. NCBI's taxonomy places the organism in Eukaryota, Viridiplantae, Chlorophyta, Chlorophyceae, Sphaeropleales, Selenastraceae. The transcript has a single exon.
AUGUGGAACGUGGCUGGCCAGCUGCUGCUGGGCGUGCUCGGGGCGACCGUUGCCUACUUCGGGAAGGACUUCAUCGCCGACACGCGCGACAGAUUCGAUAAGCUCGACAACAAAAUCGAGAAGCUCGCGUCCAACGACGCCAGGCUCGAGGCCAAGCUCGAUGCCAAGUUCGACGCAUUGAUCCACUCACAGCUGCUGGACCGCGUGGCGCGGCUGGAGGAUGACCGCAUGUCAUCCAGCAGGGGCAAGUAG